AUGACAGAUGUAAAGAGUCUGGAGACGCUGUGGUUUGGACAAGAGUCGGAGAACAUACGCCCUCGCUAUCAGCUCAAAGAAGAGAGGGCCACCAUCACCGUGUAUGACCUGCAGCAUGCCCCGCCCCACAGGAAGCAUGCUAGAUGGAGCGGACGUCCCUGUCCAGGAGUCCGUCUCCACAGCCUUCCCCACCAAUUACAAGUAUCUCAUCGGCCAAUCAGGGGCCCCAAACUACACCCUCUUUUAAUGGACAUGGGAGAAGCGGAAGAUGGGGUUCUGAAGUUGUCCACAUUACAGAAACUGGAGAACCAGACCUUCCUCUCCCAUGCCUGGAUCUCUGAGGAGAGGGUGAUUGUGGAGACGGAAGCAGGCAGGCUGGUGGCAUUCGAGGUUGGAGAACUAUCCCCCCCAGGUCGAUGCAGCCACGAGGCCGGCCAGGCAGAGCGGCAGCAGAUCGUCUCGCUGGUCCUCAGACCCUCAGAAGAGACCUUAGCAGUCAGCACUAACUGCGGUCACCUCUACGGUACCCCGCUGUCCUCCACUGAGGUGGUGCCUGUGCGCUCCGUAGCCUGGAGUGGUGACGACCGUAGGCUGGUGUUGUGUGGCAUGGAGGGGGCUGUGUACAAGUGGAACACCCUGACAGGCAAAAGGGAGGCAGAGAGCAUCAUCAGGCCCUGCAGCUACACCAGCGUCACCAUCUCCCCCGACGCCAAGACUGUUUUUGCCGUCGGGUCUGACUGUGUCCUGAAAGAGAUCCAGGACUGUCAAAUCCUACGUGAGGUGCCUGCUGAAAAUGUAGCCUACACCGCUAUAGUGAUGCCCCGUUCCGGACAGACGUUCUUCACGGGGACCUAGAUCGGAGCCAUCAGGGCCGUCAAGUACCCGUUGUCCAUCCGGGAGUGGAUUGAGCGCCAAGUCCACUCUUCACCCAUCACCAAGAUGAUCAUGUUUGAUGACCGGUACCUGCUGAUGGCAUCUGGGAACGGCUGUCUGCUCAUCUGGAAGAUCACUGACAAGGAGGACCAUGGUCUGAAGAGAGACAAGGAGGUUACCGGCACUGAGGAGAUCCUUAUCACCCAGUCAGAUCUGGAGGAGAAGUCAUACAGUCAUACCUCAAGACUAUCUGCUGUCUUUUCCUCGUCUCCUCUCAUGAGUCCUUCCCUUUGCUUCCACAGCGAGAAUAUCAAGGAGCUCAACAUUAAGUUUGUCCAAGAGAUAGAGUCGCUCAAGGCCAAAAUUGAGUUGUCCAACAGUCAGACGCUGAUGCUGGAAUGCGAGAAGUACCAGGAGCUGCAGCUCAGAUCGCAGCAGAUGCAGCAUUUCUAUGGGAUGCGGCUGCAGCAGAUGGAAGAGACAGCUGCCCUGGAGGAGCUCACCAUGUACCACGAGAGCCAGAUGCAGGAGAAACUACUGGAGCUGGAGCAGUGUCAGAAGGAGUUUCAUAUGCAGGUGAAGGAGUUUGAGGAGAUGAAGAAGUAGAUGGAGGAAGAUGGCAAAAGGGAGAUCCAAGACAUCAAGACCCACUACGAGAGAUGGCUAAGAGACAAGAGAGAGACCAACACAUGCAUGAAGGCUGACGCAGAGAAGAUUUUGACCUUAUCAUUUGACGAACUGGAAAAGAAGAACCAGGAAAUAGAGAAGCACAAAUAUGUUGUGAACUACAAGAUCAAAGAACUGAGGAACCAGAUAGGGCCCAGAGAGAAUGACAUCAAGGAGUUAAAGGAGCAGAUCAACAAAAUGGAGGAGCUGUAUACCUUCCAGAAGAAGAACACUCAGCAGGUGUACAUUGCUGUGCUGAAGCUCAAACUCACCACCACCGACAAGGAGAAAGAGAGAGAGAGAGAGAGAGAGAGAGAGAAGAAGAGCCUGGUCCAUAGGUUCAAAACGGACCUCCAUAACUGCAUGGGGUUUCUCCAGUCACCCAAGAGGCUGAAGGAGAGCAUCAAAGACCUUUAUGAGCACUAUGUACAGCAGAGUGACAUGGUGGGUAUAGUUGAUAUGGAUGCUGACAUCCAGAACGAGUUUCGGCGCAGGGAUCACCUGGACAGGACUGUGGCUUCCUUGAAGAGGAAGCUGGCUGAAGAUGGCGUGAUCCACCAUGCUAAGAACCAAACAUUGAUGCAGGAGCUUCGUCUGGUACGUUCCCAGGUCAACAACUACAAGAGGCUGAUGGGAAAGAAGGGCAGAACGCAGACCAACAAACUCCAAGCCCUGCUGUCUCCCAGGGUCAACUCCAGCAACACGGUGCUACGUCAGAACGAGGGCAGCCGCAUCAUCCAGCUGCAGCGCCUGGAGAUCCAGAGCGGAGAUACAGGUAUCGGCCAGGCUCCAUCUGGUCCCACAGCUGUGAGGGUCCGGGGACAGGCUCUCCUCUCUGUCAUCCACCAAGAGGUCCUGUCAUCCACGAGGAUUACCUGUAAUCCAGUGAGGUGGAACUCGGAUCCGGUGAGGUGACUGUGAUCCAGAUUGUGUC
Molecule: messenger RNA, 2473 nt
Organism: Esox lucius (northern pike)
Lineage: Eukaryota; Metazoa; Chordata; Actinopteri; Esociformes; Esocidae
Product: cilia- and flagella-associated protein 57
Molecular function (GO): protein binding
Source: RefSeq, a predicted model, not a curated record